This is a messenger RNA of Gadus morhua (Atlantic cod), 2011 nucleotides long. It is a transcript of the gene pdia6, whose product is annotated as protein disulfide isomerase family A, member 6. The coding region runs from base 116 to 1447 and encodes 443 amino acids. Gene Ontology annotation, cellular component: endoplasmic reticulum lumen. The transcript is spliced from 13 exons. Gene Ontology annotation, biological process: response to endoplasmic reticulum stress. Gene Ontology annotation, molecular function: protein-disulfide reductase activity; protein disulfide isomerase activity. The record is from RefSeq and is a predicted model, not a curated record. NCBI's taxonomy places the organism in Eukaryota, Metazoa, Chordata, Actinopteri, Gadiformes, Gadidae.
CUGACGAACCAAUCAGCGCGGGCCACGGUAAGACUUCGCCUUCUACUUUUCAGGCGGCGCCGCUCAGAGGAGCUAACAGAGAGAGGAGCAAAGAGAGAGACUAACUUGCUGAACCAUGGGCUCACUUUUAAUUGGUGUACUGGGCUGCUCUCUGGUGCUGGCCGUCAGCGGGUUCUACUCGGCCAGGGACGAUGUGGUGGAGCUCAACCCCUCCAACUUCAACAAGGAGGUGGUCCAGAGCGACAGCCUGUGGCUCAUUGAGUUCUAUGCGCCAUGGUGUGGCCACUGUCAGAGCCUGACGGCGGACUGGAAGAAGGCAGCCACAGCCCUCAAGGGUAUUGUGAAGGUGGGGGCUGUGGAUGCUGACCAACACAAGUCCCUGGGCAGCCAGUACGGGGUCCGGGGCUUCCCCACCAUCAAGAUCUUUGGAGCCAAUAAGAACAAGCCGGACGACUUCCAAGGCGGACGGACCAGCCAGGCCAUCGUGGAAGGAGCCAUGACCGCGCUGCGCUCCCUGGUGAAGGAGAGGCUCAGCGGCAAGUCAGGAGGUUCUGACUACAGCCGGCAGAGCGGUGGUGGUGGUGGUGGUGGAGGCAGCACCAAGGACGUGGUGGAGCUGACCGACGACAACUUCGACAGGCUGGUGAUGGAGGGCGACGCCGUGUGGCUGGUGGAGUUCUUCGCCCCGUGGUGUGGACACUGCAAGAGCCUGGAGCCGGAGUGGGCGGCGGCGGCCAGCGCGGUGCAGGAGCAGACCAAGGGGAAGGUGCGCCUGGGGGCGGUGGACGCCACCAUCCACCAGGGGGUCUCCAGCCGCUACGGGGUCCGAGGAUUCCCCACCAUCAAAGUGUUCCGCAAAGGGGAGGAGCCUGAGGACUACCAAGGGGGGCGUUCCCGGGGUGACAUCAUCGCCAGGGCGCUGGACCUGUUCUCUGACAACGCCGUUCCUCCUGAGCUAAUGGAGAUCCUGAGCGAAGACAGUCUGAAGACCUGUGUGGACAGCCAGCUGUGUGUGAUCGCUGUGCUGCCACACAUCCUCGACACAGGUGCGUCCGGGAGGAAAAGCUAUCUGGAGGUUGUGAUGAAAAUGGCUGACAAGUACAAGAAGAAGAUGUGGGGGUGGCUGUGGACCGAGGGCGGGGCCCAGAUGGAGUUGGAGAAUGCCUUGGGAAUCGGAGGGUUCGGCUACCCAGCCAUGGCUGCCAUCAACGCCCGCAAGAUGAAGUAUGCUCUGCUCAAGGGCUCAUUCAGCGACAGCGGCAUUCACGAGUUCCUCAGGGAUCUCUCUAUGGGUCGUGGUUCCACGUCAACAGUUGGGGAGGGGGCGUGGCCCAAGAUCACAACGGUAGCGCCUUGGGACGGAAAAGACGGAGAGCUUCCUGCGGAGGAGGAGUAUGACCUCAGUGAUGUUGACCUGGACGACGUCUUCGAGAAGACCGAGUUAUGAGUCCGCGCUCCUGGCUGCGGCCCACCUGGCCCUGCUCUCCAUCCAGUUUGUUCCAGUUUGUUUUUGGUCGGGUUCCCGCCGUACCCCCUACCCCGACACCACCAUAUUCCCUGGAGAGACGCUGGGGGGAAAUGGAAAACCCCUGCCGUUCCUCACGUCACCCUGGUCAGACACUGGGUGGGGGUCGAGACUCCACCUCACGGACCAGCUGAAGAACUACAUAAUCACACAGUCGCCCUCCUAGGUGGAGGAAGAGGAUGGAUCUGACCAGCCUCUUCCCCUCUCACUGCCCCCCCGCUUUAUGCCCACCUUUCCAAACACCAAUUUUUGUAAAACAUUUGAAUAAUUAUCUACCAUGAGUUUAUGUCCAGCCUGAUAUGAAUUUAGGUUUUGAGUGAGUCGCUUGCUUUUGUUUUAACGACCGGAGGAGAGUGCUCCGUCCGGGACUGAAAGGUGGGGUUAUGUGGGACGUCUUUGUGUAGAUUUUUCUUACACGACUUUAUUUCAAUUGUGUGAAAACAAAAUGACAUUUUUGUUACAAAAAUAAAAAGGAAUAAAAACAUG